Messenger RNA from Rubroshorea leprosula, 373 nucleotides. The record is from the annotation of a GenBank genome assembly. NCBI's taxonomy places the organism in Eukaryota, Viridiplantae, Streptophyta, Magnoliopsida, Malvales, Dipterocarpaceae.
GGUUAGGGUUUGUUGGACAACCGGCCGCCGCUCAAGCAUCGAUCUCGACUCGCCGUCAGUACUUCGUCGGCCCGUCUUAAUUUUUUGAUUCGUUGUUCUGAUCGGAAUCUGAUUUGGUUUUUUUCUUCUUGGUAUUUGCUUAUUAUGUACAUCUCUGUUCUUCGAUUUCGAAAUACAAAUCGGAAAACGGGGCUGGAGUUUGGCUCUUUGGCUGAAAAAUCCGGUGCCAUAGAGAUGAAUGCAGCUCCCUAGAUCAAAUCUUUCAACCUUGUCACCAAAUUCGCUAUUUUUUCUUUCUUGUAUUUUGGCGGAUUUAUUUGAUAAGGCUGAGACAUCUUUUUCAUUUGUUUCUCACUAAAUCAAAGUGUUUUAA